This is a messenger RNA of Peromyscus eremicus (cactus mouse), 1555 nucleotides long. RefSeq names its product family with sequence similarity 124 member B (gene Fam124b). Bases 1 to 1356 code for a protein of 451 amino acids. The transcript is spliced from 2 exons. Gene Ontology annotation, cellular component: nucleoplasm. The record is from RefSeq and is a predicted model, not a curated record. NCBI's taxonomy places the organism in Eukaryota, Metazoa, Chordata, Mammalia, Rodentia, Cricetidae.
AUGGAUGAGACACAGGAGUCUCUAGCCUUGACUGUGCAUCUUCUUGCUGACACUGGGAACGGUUCGCUUCUGCAGCAGGCUCUGGACCAACUCCUGGAUUGCAUCUGCCCAGAGGUGCGUCUCUUCCUGGUGUCCGAACGGGCCAGACCAGUGAAUUACCAUGAAAAGUACCAUCCCUGGAGGGCCCGCUUCCCAGGGAUGUCUGUUUUGCUCUUUCUUCAGGAAAGCUUGGGACAGGAGCGGCUGUUUCGAGUCUUGGACUUCCUACAGCAUUCACCCUGGCAGGGUUUCCCUACCCAGCAUGCACAGGGGAGGCCUUGUCCCUAUCUCCCUGCCAAUCAGGAAUUCUACAGCCUGCACAACCAGAUGCCAGUGUGGGGCAUGAGGCCGGUGCAUUGUGGCACUGAUAUCCUCAGAGUGACUCUGUAUUGCAGUUUUGAUAACUACGAAGACGCCAUCAGACUGUAUGAGAUGAUCCUACAGAGAGAUGCCACCAUUCAAAAGAGCAACUUCUGUUUCUUUGUUCUCUAUGCCUCCGAGGGCUUCAGCCUGCAGCUCUCUCUGAAGCAGCUGCCCCUGGGAAUGCCAGUGGACCCCAAAGAGUCUUCUGUGCUGCAGUUCAAGGUUCAAGAGAUUGGCCAGCUGGUGCCUCUUCUCCCCAAUCCAUGUGUGCCCAUCAGCAGCACCAGGUGGCAGACUCAGGACUAUGAUGGCAACAAGAUUCUGCUGCAGGUCCAACCAAAGGCAGGACUUGGUGUUAGGAAUGGCGAGUGUUCCUUCCUACAUGGCAGCGUGAGAGGUGACAGGCAUGGGCAGGGCUCCAGGCUGAACUUGGUUCCUACACAAAGAACCUUAGAGACAAGGAGCCGGAGGAACAGGAGCCGGAGAUUCAAAGUACACUCUUUGGAGCUUCCACAGCCCAGUGGGACCUCGGAAACCUCUAGUGACCCUUUGUGGAGAAGCCCUGGCUGGUCCUCCCUGGCCGACAGCGCAGCCAAAGGCAUGCGGCAGUACCGCCUGUCUAUUCCCAUCGAACCUGAGACAAGAAUGGACGUCCUUAAGGAAAACAGCUCCCAGAAACUCGAGGCGGAGACAAACGUGGACACCGGCUUCACCAUCAUCAACUCCAAACCCAGGCAAUCUUUUCUGAGCAGAUUUCCCCGGGAUUUUCAGAGCAGUCAGACACCACGCCGCUUGUCAGGCUCUUCCUUCGAGGCGACUGCUUCUCCAAACCAAAAAGUCUUUAAGGAUAGACUCCGUCCUCUGUCACUUCCUGGUCAAAGGGACUUUGGUGCAAAGACGAGAAUCUCCAAAUGUCCUGUCCAGGGUGGAGAGAAAGAAGAAUUCUUUAUAUAGCACGAAACAAACGUGUUUCUGUAAGACACAAGAUUGAAUGUUCUCGAAACGAAGCAUUGUUAGUUGUCCUUCUCAUUGAAAUAUCUGACAAACGCAAUUGAAGGAAGGGUUUGUUUUUGACUCACGCUUUAGUGGGAAGGUCCGUUCAUGGCUGGAGAGUCAUGGAAGCAAGAGUGGGAGGCAGCUGAUUAUGUACUUU